Molecule: messenger RNA, 1740 nt
Organism: Acanthamoeba castellanii str. Neff
Lineage: Eukaryota; Discosea; Longamoebia; Acanthamoebidae
Exons: 10
Coding region: 1-1740 (579 amino acids)
Biological process (GO): transcription elongation by RNA polymerase II; positive regulation of transcription elongation by RNA polymerase II; snRNA transcription by RNA polymerase II
Cellular component (GO): transcription elongation factor complex
Molecular function (GO): cis-regulatory region sequence-specific DNA binding
Source: RefSeq, a predicted model, not a curated record
AUGGACGCGGGCCAGGGAUUCGUAGACGCGCUGCCGAUUUACACGAUUAUGCCCAACGCCAGCCCUCAGUACGUGGUGGGCAUCAAGCUGUCAAGUGAGUUGCUGCAGCAUCUGCAGAGCAAGGGUACUGCAGGCAUGACGAUUAGCUUUGGAAGCCAAAAUAUCAUAUCGGUGGGCAACGAACAGUUCUCAUUCAGGGCACCGCCCGAGGAGCAUGGAGUGACCGACUGCUAUCAUCAGGUCGAUGAGGGUGAGGAGGGUACCUUCACGAAGGUGGGCGUGGUCAAAAGGAAGAUCUUUGUCACGCAGAAGCUACGCGAGGAAGAUAGGAAGCGCGUCAAGACUGCCACCGAGACACAUGAGAAAGAACGCUUGUCUCACAAGAGUGUGCUGAUUGACUCAACUGGGCAACUGAUUUCCAAGGAUGGCAAGAGGAAGGCCCCAUCAUCGAUCACCAAGCCGCCCCCGACCGUCAUCAAGCGAAAUCGAACCGAGACCACUCAGCCUCGGCCGCAGUUGGCCUCGUUGUCCUCAAUGGCGUCGAAGCACGCCACUGCCGCCUCGUCCAAGCUGAGCUCGCCGAAGCGGGUGCCCUUGCGCACGCAAAUUGUCCAGCUGCUGGCCUUGGAGGCCCUCCCGCAUGAACAGAUCGAAGCCAAGUGCUCGACCGCAAGCAAGACGGCCCUCGCUUCUACUCUCCAGCAGGUGGCGAAGAUGAAGGACGGGCUCUAUCACCUCAAGAAGGAAAUGUACAGAGAAGUCGACACCAAUUGGCCAAGCUUCACUCCUGAGGAUAAGGCCAAGGUGUUGGAACGAAAGGCGCUGGCGAAGCAGCCGGAACAGGAGAAGAAGAAAGAGGAGGAGGCAGCAGAGGAUAUCCCUGCCCCGGAACCCAUCGCCUUGGAGGCGAAGGCGACUGGCACUCGCUACCCUUCGCCCCUUCCUCGCUCGCUCGCGGCGGCUGGCAAGGAGAGGGCCAAGCCCGAAGAAAAGGUGAUCCCCGCGCGGCUGGCCCCGCCACCAUCGUCGUCUUCAUCUUCAUCAUCGUCGGCAAAGAUGGAAAAGGAGAAGGAAAAGGAGAGGGAACUGGCCAGGGAGCGGGAGAGAGCCAAGGAAAAGGAAAAAGAGAAGGAGCUCGCCAGGGAGCGCGAGCGAGCCAAGGAGGAAGAGCGGGAGCGGGAGCGACUCAAAGAGCGGGAGAAGGAGCGAGAGAGGCUGCUACGAGAGAAGCACGAACGGAGCCCCAAGGAUCCGUCUCCCGCCCACUCCUCGGCCUCUUCUUCGGCCUCCUCGUCCCCAUCAGGGUCGCCAGCCGCUCUGGCAAAGGAAGAGGCGUCGGCUCCACGGAAUGGAGAGCACAAACGAAAAAAUGCGAGGACCGAGCCGCCCAGGGAAGGGACCACCUCCCUUUCGCUGCCGAGCAGAGACAACAAUGGAGCGUGGAAGGGGCCAAGUAUCUCUUUGAGCGAAUACAAGAAGCGGAGGGCCGAGUGGGAAAAGAACUACAAGGAGUACUGCGAGCUGCACCGGAAGCUGAAUGAGAAUGCCCAGUUCUUCCAGAACUUGGGCGGUCAGCUGAAGAAAGCGUCGUCUUCAGAAAAGACCAAGAUCGUUCACCAGAUCUCCACCGAUUAUCAGAAGCGCAUUUCGAGAGUGCGGCAAAUGAAGCUGCGCUUCUCGUUCCUCCACGGGGAGAUCAAGAGGGAGAAGGCCGCGCUCCUCGCCCUCAACCCCUCCUAG